Symsagittifera roscoffensis is the source of this 2815-nucleotide messenger RNA. RefSeq lists its product as uncharacterized. The transcript is spliced from 3 exons. The coding region runs from base 1420 to 2583 and encodes 387 amino acids. Lineage: Eukaryota; Metazoa; Xenacoelomorpha; Acoela; Convolutidae. The record is from RefSeq and is a predicted model, not a curated record.
UAGCUCCUAAAUUAAAAAAUCAGUCGAAUGAGUUCCAAAAUUUUUCUUCUUGAAUUCUGAUUGGUUGAAAUACUCGGGCCGCUUCUCUUCCUUGUCUUCAUAAAUGAUCUACCGUCCUGUGUCAUGUCCGCAACAUUUGGUUAUGCAGAUGGCUACAAAAUUGUUGGAGACAACCCUUUAACUCUCAACAUAGAUGUUAGGAGACUUUGGAGUAAGUGCGAGGAAAACUGCAUGUCAAUGAACCUGACGAAAAGUAAAGUCCUCUGCAUCAAAGGAUCAGCUACGAUUGCACUCCCCAGUUACAGCUUCGAAACCAAGAAGUAAGGAAAGAUCUGGACAUCCUGAUAACCGACACGCUCUCUUGGACGCAACACGCAAAAAAGAGGGCUGAAAAAGCCUUAAACGCUCUCUUCGUACUCAAAAGGAAUUUCUCAAAGGCGAAUUUCGCGACCAGGAAAAACGCAUAUAUCUGUUACGUUGUGCCAAUUCUGUGCUACGGUUCAGCUAUCUGGAAACCAUCAAAAGGUGACUUAGGAAUCAUAGAAAGUGUGCAGCGGAAAGCGAUCUCGUGGAUUUUCAUGACAAGCAAUAGCCAUAUCUCCUAAAAAGACAAACUCGUGAAACUUAACAUCCUUCCUUUGUCUCUAUACCAAGAGCUUCAUGUUAUACUGCUGUUUGCAAAAAUACUAGCUGGAAAAGUUGACAUCGACUGGAGAAGCCAUGUAAGCAUCACUGACGUUGGAAACCGAAGAGCUCAAAUGACACGAAAUUUCGUCUGCAAACAAAUGCGUCUGAAGAAGUGCGAGUCGGAUUUCUGGUUUCGGGCAUGUCGUCUUGCUAAUCUGUACAACAAAUACUUCAAAUGUGACAUAUUGUUUGACCCAGAAUGCAAAAACAGACUUCUAGGAAUGUACACAAAGUUUUUCAAAACUCGCUACAACGAAUCAGACACCUGCACUUGGCGUAUUUUAUACGAAUGCAACAACUGUAGAGACCUGAAGAAACUUACACUUAUAACUGAAAACUAAACUUUGAACAAUGCAAUGACUGGGUUUUAUGCGAACCCUUGGAUUAUAUUCCUAAAUCUUUUGUUAUUAUGAUUAUUAUAUUAUUGAUUGUUUACUGUUCAACCAGCAUAAACUCAAGCUGCAGAACAGUGACCGGCGCAGCCGCACCAACGUGUUGCGAGCUUGUCAACAGAGGGCAGGACUCUGUACGAAGUUUAGAGCCGGUUAUUGCCGCAAAGUGGUGACACUUGCGUAGCGCGCCCACCGGCGACCUUAAACCGAGACUCGGCUAAUUUAGUCUUUUGGCCAAUUGAAAAGAUUUGGGACUUGUGCGACUAUUUUUUAUUUUGGAACCUAUGGGACUGAUUUUUCAUUUUGGAACCUGUGGGACUGAUUUUUUAUUUUGGAACCUAUGGUACUGAUUUUUUAUUUUGGAACCUAUGAAUACGCACCAUGUCGACCAUGCAUGACAUCCAAACGAGAAGGAUUUAUCUCGUCCAGACACGGCUCUCGAGACAACAAUUGUGCUAUAUUAUCAGAAGUAAUGUGUGAAUCCCUUCUUCAGCCGCUGUCAGGAGGGCAGUUUGACCUGGCAAACGCAACAACUGACAAUCUUGAACGAAUUGACAUCAGCACGAGAAGAUUUUGGCCACCCAGGAGUGCGAUGAACGAAUUCAGGUCAACGCUACAUAAGGAAAUUGAUGCUGUUGAAGCUAGUCAUAUGGGAGAUCACCUCUCCUAUUUAUCUUCAGAACAAUAUCAGAUAGACGUACUCGUCGUUCCUGAAAGUGAAUUCGAUUCCGCUAAGGGCUUUUAUUCUAACGGAGAUUUCUCAUACUGUGUCGGUAAAAUGAUUUACAAAUUCAACCUUAAAUGGAGCUCUAAAGGCCUGACUUAUCAAAUGAAAAAGCCUGAUGUUGACAUCCGGAAUCUUGCCAACUCGGAGUUGGAAGUAGUCUUAUCACGAAACACCCAUGAUGCUUUUGAAUUUCUCGGAUUCGAAGCAUCCACAAUUGGUCUGCUGUUGGACCCAUCAACAGAGAUAAAUCAACAACAGUUAAUUCAGUUCCUAGAAGAGUGCAAGUUUUACAGAGCGUUCCUGAGAAACGAAAAAGCUAGAAAAAGGCUGUUCAAUAAACACAGAGAAAGGCGGCCUAUGGUUCGAGCGUUCUUCGAUCACUGUGAAUCGAAAGCAGAACUUAUGGAUCCUGUCAGUUUAGAGGUGAAAACUCCCGGGGAGAGUAAAAUCGUAACCGAAGAUGAAAUUCUUGAACACUUCAAAAUGACUCAUAAAAAGCGAGAAAUGCUGGCGAAAAUUGAAAGCAUGAUUCAGGCAAAUGACAAGAGAAAAGAAGCCAAAGAAAAAUUUAACGGCACAUUCGUAGAAAAAUGGUAUCCGGAAGUGAGCAAGCCGCAAAUUGGAAAAAUUUUUGCCGCCCUAAGAAACCAUAUUGGCGAAGGUUCACUUUGCUCUGAGGACGAGUACUUCGCUUGGAUUUUAUCAACUGAUGCCGAUGCUAUUAAAUUGACAGUUCAUUUUCUAUACAUGAAACUAAAAAACACGAACAUGGGCUGAUUUUGAACAACAUAGUCAAUUUGCACGUUUUCAAUUCUCGUUUUAUAGUCAUAUUAAUGCUAGUGGAAUCCCUUUCUUUUAAAUUCAGAUUAUCUUUUUUAGUUGCACAAAGGUUCAAAACUUAUAGCAAUACGAAUAUUAUAAAUAUACCAAAAAUUUAUGAAGAAUUAUUGAUUGCUUAAUUUUGAAAAUGUAUAUAUUUUUUCAUUUUGAGCAUUAUUAGAUUUACUGA